UUUUUAGCAUGAAAAGAAAUGAACAUUCACCAAAAAGUGAUUCAAGGGCUCAGAAUAAAAUAUCAUCAAUGUUUUGUGAAUCAAUGUUUCCAAAUUGAACGAUUUCAUGGUGAUUGUUUUUUGUCCACAAUGUUACUCAAUCAAAAAUCGGAAAAAGAAAACAACAAACUACUUCUAAGUCUAAAUGUUCAGUGAAUCAACUGAUUGAUUGAUAAAAGAAAAGAUGGAAAAUUAUUCCAAAUCGUAGUUAAAAGUUAAUUACUUCUCAAAUCAAUCAAUAUUAAUCGAUGAAAUCAUUCCAUUGAUAACUUUCCUCUCUCAAGUUAACCAUUCACACCAAUGAAUUCAAUCUAAUCAAUAUCAUCAAAUUUAUCUUCAUCUCACUCAAGGAUUUACCGUUAAACUGAUAAUCAGUAAAAUAAAUUGUUCACCACUAAAUCUAUUGAUUUGAAGAGAAGGAAAAAAGAGAGAGAUUAAGAUUAGGAUUUAUCUUCUCAUGAAAAGAUAAUUCUGAUUCAAAGGCUAAUCCAUUUCACGCUGUGAAUAUCAAAGUUUUCUCAUCUUUAUCUCUUUCCCGCCACCGAUUAAUACGCUGAAAUAAUGGCUGACCCUGUGAUGGGAUAUGAUGAUGAGGAAUUGGUCGCCGUUGUUGUCGAUGAACGUAAUUGGAAAGGUAUUGGAAUCUCAUUAGUGGUCAUCGUAACAAUAUUUUCCUUCAUUGGACUGGCCAUUUUCAUAUUAACACCCAAAUCAAGUGAAGAGGAUUGGGGUCGAUUCCGGAUUAACUUGACGGAUUUAAUUGGUCCUCAUUUAAAGCCGAAUCAUAUAAAAAGCUCUUGGAUAUCAGGUAGUGAAUUAGUUUACCAAGAUGCUGAAGGAUCCAUAUUGGUUUAUGAUGUGUUACAAAAUGUUUCAUCCAUCACUUUAAUACCAAGCUCAAAGAUAAGUCAGUACAACGUCCACAAAUUUAUAUUAUCACCUGAUCGACAUUACACUUUAUUAGAGAUUGACCGGACAGAGGUCAACUCAUCCGACCAUGUUAAUUAUAAGAUUUACAAUAUAAGUUCCAGUAAACUAAUACCUCUUGAGGAGAUAAUUCAACCAUACAUUGAGGGCGAACCUCUGAAAAUUCAGUAUGCAACCUGGUCGAAAAGCGGAAAUGCAUAUGUGUUCAUAAUUAAAAAUGAUAUCUACUACUGCCCUGGAAUCGGCAAGGAACCGGUCAGAUUGACCACCACAGGUAAAUCAUUAUCGGUUUACAAUGGUUUACCUGAUUGGUAUUAUAAAGAAUUUUUGGGUCUAAAUGAAGCUAUUUGGUUCUCAGCUGAUGGAACCAUGUUAAUCUAUGCAAGUUUCAAUGAUUCUCUCAUCGAUUUGAUUCCAAUCAACAUUUACGGUUCUCUUUAUGAUACUAAAUCGGAAUACGAAUCUCCACCUUCUAUUAUUAACCAGAGAUUUCCAAAGGCUGGACGAUCGAUACCAAUUGUUGACCUUUGGUUUAUCAAGUUAUCGGAUCCAAGUCGAUCGGCUCGUAAGCUAAUUGAACCCGUUGAACUGACCGGUAAAGAUAAAUACUUGACCUACGUUUCCUGGUUUGACUCGUCAACGAUAAUCGUUGUUUGGACAUUACGAAGUCAAAAUCAUUCAAUAUUAAUAAAUUGCUCCGGUUACGAUAAUUGGUCUUGUAGAAGGUCAAAUGUAAUCAGUGAGAGUAUCAAUAAGGUUAAAUACCUUGGAUCAUCAAUAUUAACUCGAGACAAUCCCUCCAAGCAUUUCAUUAUCACACCUAAACCUGAUCUUAAGAUUGGACAAUAUAAUCAUAUAGCUCAUUUUAAUCCACAGGAUAAAUAUUUCAAUCUGGUUGGAAACUUUUUAACUCAUGGACGUUACGAUGUAUUAAGAUUAUUAUCUUAUGAUAUUCGAGAAGAUAUAAUCUAUUUCCAGGCUACUGGAAUUGAUAAACCAGCUCAAAGUCACAUUUACUCAUUAAGCUUAACCAAUUCAACUACAGGGUUACCUUUUUGUAUUACCUGUAAUUUAAGCUCAUCUUGUGGUUAUUAUGAGGCAACAUUCAGUCCAUCAGCUGACCAUUACGUCUUAAGGUGCCUUGGACCCAAAAAAGUGUUCACCUCAAUCUAUUCAACAAUCAAUUAUACUCAUGUUUGGACCAUUGAAGAUAAUAAAGACUUUGAGGAAGUUCUGAAAGAUAAACGAAUGCCCAAUGAGAUGUAUUUAACUCUACCCAUAGAUAACGAUUCUCGAAGGUUGAACAUUAAAGUUCUGGUUCCACCUCCACGUCGACAUCUAGAAGUAUUAAAUGAAGAGGAAGAUGAAGGUAUUCGUUAUCCAUUGGUCAUCGAAUCAUUUCCAAUGGUUGAUUUAAUUCUUAAUGAAAGAUUCAAUCUUCACUGGGGACAUUAUCUUUCUUCAUCAAAGGAAUAUGUUUACGUUCAACUUGAACUUCAUGAGAUUAAUCCGAAAGAUACCUCAAGAGAUUAUCGCUGGUCAAAGGUUAAUUAUGAUCAUCAAUUGGCCAUAAUUGAUUUAAUUGAUUCCCUAUUAGGUAAUAUUGAUCGUAGCAAGGUUGCUCUAUGGGGAUCAGCAAGUUCAGCAUUCACAGCAUUGGAAACAGUUUCUCAAGAUAAAACUGGACUAAUUACUUGUACGAUUGGACAAUCACCAGUAGUUGAUUGGCGUUUAAUGGAUGCUGUUUCUGCUGAAUAUCUGUUUGGUAAUCCAAAUACUCAUCAAUAUAAUUCAAAUUACGAUCUGAACAAUUUAUUUCUCAAGGUUGAUGAUUUGGUUAAUAAAAAGUUUCUCAUCGCCCAUGGAACUGCCAAUGAAUUUGUUUCCCUUCAACAUACUAUGUUAUUGACUAAAUCAUUGAUUAAGGAAACAAUCAAAGGAACAAUUAAUUAUCAAAUUCAAAUCUAUCCUGAUGAUGAUCACCUUUUAUCACAUUCAAAGUUACACUUUUUACUUUUAAUUGAAACUUAUUUACAGAAAUGUUUUGAUUCUGUUCAAUUAAAUGGAGAUAGUUGACCAUUGAAACUGGACAUGAUGUAAUCUUUAAAUCUCUCACCUGUAAAAAUAUUAUAUUGUAAAUAAAUUCACCAAUAAAUAUAUGAGAAAAUAAUAAAAGUGACAAUUAUAUUACUCGAAAAUUGUUUCAUUGAUUUAUCGA
Molecule: messenger RNA, 3184 nt
Organism: Panonychus citri (citrus red mite)
Lineage: Eukaryota; Metazoa; Arthropoda; Arachnida; Trombidiformes; Tetranychidae
Product: dipeptidyl aminopeptidase-like protein 6
Exons: 15
Coding region: 601-3042 (813 amino acids)
Biological process (GO): proteolysis
Molecular function (GO): serine-type peptidase activity; dipeptidyl-peptidase activity
Source: RefSeq, a predicted model, not a curated record